Molecule: messenger RNA, 785 nt
Organism: Hylaeus volcanicus
Lineage: Eukaryota; Metazoa; Arthropoda; Insecta; Hymenoptera; Colletidae
Gene: Pop5
Product: ribonuclease P/MRP protein subunit POP5
Exons: 4
Coding region: 212-664 (150 amino acids)
Biological process (GO): tRNA 5'-leader removal
Cellular component (GO): ribonuclease P complex
Molecular function (GO): ribonuclease P RNA binding
Source: RefSeq, a predicted model, not a curated record
CGACCUAGUCAAACCUUACACAUCGAAUAGUGAAAGUAACCCACGUGGUAAUGUUUUGCAUGUCAAAUUGUACAAAAUGCAUAAUUUAACAGGAAUAUAUAUUAUCAGAGUGUGUAAAAUGAUAUUUUCUUUAUAUACGUUGUCGCAAAUUCUAACCUUAAAUACAGUUUUUGCAACAUCGUAAUUGUACGAGAGUCACAUAACCUACAACAUGGUACGCUUUAAGAACAGGUACAUAACGUUUGAAAUAACCCUUGGUGAUAAGACUAAUAAGCCUUUCCCACUGAAGAUCAAUGCUCUACACUUUGCUAUCAACCAGAUAGUACAGAAAUUAUAUGGUGAUUUCGGUGUAGCUGCGAUAAAAGCUGGUUUUAGCGCAAAGUAUUGUAACGCACACACAAGGAUAGCAUUGGUGAAAACAAGACACGGCCCGCACAGGUUUCUAUUAGAGUCCAUACCACUCAUAAAUGAUAUAGCAGGACGUUUGGUAUCCGUAAAAAUACUCUAUGUGGGGGCAACUAUGAAGCAUUGCUUUCUUUUUAUCAAAAAGUAUCAGCAAAAGAAAUUAGAGCAAAUAUGGUACACUCUAAAAACUGAUGCCGAAAGAAAGAACAUGGAAAAUGCUUUGAUGACUCUAACCCACAGCAUGAAAGAAUAUACGUAAAAUAUUUGUAAAUGUAAAAAAUAUUUACUUAUAUAAUGGUACAUUUUAUUCGAUUACAAUGUUAAAUUAAGCAAUAAUAACAUUUAAGGUUAAUAAAAACGAGAAUCCCUGCACGAAGACA